Armigeres subalbatus is the source of this 558-nucleotide messenger RNA. RefSeq lists its product as uncharacterized. The record is from RefSeq and is a predicted model, not a curated record. NCBI's taxonomy places the organism in Eukaryota, Metazoa, Arthropoda, Insecta, Diptera, Culicidae. The transcript has a single exon. Bases 1 to 558 code for a protein of 185 amino acids.
AUGAGAGUGGCAAGGGCAAACCGUACCAUAUCGAUGGAUGCGGUUUGUGCCAUAGUAGGAAUGACCCCCAUAAACAUCUUAUUGGAGGAGGACUGUGAGUGCUACAGACUGCGAGGAACGGUUGGUGCUCGCAUGAUUGCGAGAGACGAUUCGAUGAGGAAGUGGCAGCUGGCUUGGGACAGUAUUUCGAAAGGAAGGUGGACAUAUCGGCUCAUUCCGAACCUGUCGCUGUGGUUGGACAGAAAACACGGGGACGUCAACUUCUUCCUGACACAAUUCCUGUUGGACCAUGGAUGUUUCAGGAAGUAUCUUCACAGAUUCGGACACGCAGGGUCCCUGCUUUACCAGACCUGUCCGAGCUGCGAGGAGACACCGGAGCACGUGUUUUUCGACUGUCCUCGAUUCAGGACAGAGCGAAGUGUGCUCUCAGCGGGCAGCGCUAGUAAUAUAAACCCCGAGAACAUCGUGCAAGAAAUGUACAAGAAUGAGAAUACGUGGAACGAAAUAGGAAGAGCGGUAACGCAGAUCAUGAUGUCGCUGCAGAGAAAAUGGCGUUAA